Messenger RNA from Osmia lignaria (orchard mason bee), 814 nucleotides. RefSeq names its product MAF bZIP transcription factor K (gene maf-S). Gene Ontology annotation, molecular function: DNA-binding transcription factor activity, RNA polymerase II-specific; RNA polymerase II cis-regulatory region sequence-specific DNA binding. Gene Ontology annotation, biological process: regulation of transcription by RNA polymerase II. Lineage: Eukaryota; Metazoa; Arthropoda; Insecta; Hymenoptera; Megachilidae. Gene Ontology annotation, cellular component: nucleus. The record is from RefSeq and is a predicted model, not a curated record.
AAUCCGUAUAAUAUUUGUUUUCAUCCAUAAAUCAAAUUAUUACAUGCUUAUAAUAAACUAGAAGAAAUCAUGUUUUUAGGAAGGUAUACUCUGUCAGUGAAAUGGCGAAUUGAUACGCUCGAAACUAUGUAUACGAUGACUAAGCAAAUUUUUCUUCAAAGCGUGAAAGCUAGAAGAAAAUUGAGACUUUUGUGGUUAUUGGGGCCCGGAACCUGAUAAAUUUUGUUUAGAAAACAUCCAUGGAUGGAAAGCGGUCGAUAAAAAUGGACCCUUUAUCACCUGGACCCUGUUUAGAUAUCAGUGAUGAUGAACUAGUAACUAUAUCAGUGAGGGACUUAAACAGGCAACUAAAAUUACGUGGACUGUCAAGAGAGGAAAUUGUACGUAUGAAGCAACGUAGACGUACUUUAAAAAACAGAGGAUACGCAGCCAGUUGUCGCAUUAAAAGAAUUGAACAAAAAGAUGAACUAGAGUCAGAAAAGACACAAGAAUACCGUGAUAUGGAAGCUAUGCAAGAAGAUAAUAAUCGGAUGAGAGAAGAAAUAGAAUCAUGGCACUCUAAGUAUCAAGCACUAAAGAAAUUUGCAGCAGAAAAGAAAAUUCACAUUCCACCUGAACUGGAAACAAUGUAAAGUAUUUGUAAUGUAUCUACUAGAGAUAUGUAUAUUUAUUAAAAGUAAUAAAAUAAUUGGAUGUCUAAUAAUCCAAAAGAAAAGUAUAUGGUGAACAAGCAGUGUUAUAAUCUUAAAUAUAGGAAUGCAAAUAUAUUUAUAUGACUAAGGAAUAAAGUAUGUGAAGUUACUGAACAAACAUA